AUGUUCUUAGCUAUUGUGGUUAUUGUCCUUUACAUACUUAGGGCAGCAUGCUAUCGCCUUUACUUCCACCCUCUUCACUCCUUUCCCGGUCCGAAGCUUGCAGCCAUCACAAGUCUAUACGAGUUUUACUAUGCAGUGGUUAAAGAUGGCCAAUUCAUUUGGGAGCUUGGCAGGUUACAUGACAAAUACGGGCCGAUUGUACGUAUAACGCCGGACGAGCUACGUAUAAGAGACUCGUCCUUUUACAAUGAGAUAUAUGCUGGUGGUACACGUGUGAGAGAAAAGUCUUCGUCAUUUGUUCGCUUAUUCGGUGCCCCGGAUUCAACUGUUGCGACGGUAUUGAGCAAAUACUUCUCUAAACGCUCGGUUUUAAACAUGCAGCCACUUAUUCAGGGCAAGAUCGACGCCUUGAUUCAGCAUUUUAGAAAGGCCCACAGGGAACAACGUGUCAUAAAUCUCUCUAUAGCCUUCUCGGCAUUAACUGCGGACAUAAUCUCAACUUAUGCAUACACUCGAGACUUUGCCACUACUGGUAUACUAUUUCGGCUCCCCUUUCUUCUUUUUUCUCGUAUUGCUGUUACAGAUGCUUUGUUUACUGAUUCCAUGAAGCGGGCAGUAAUAAAAGAAGGCCUUCAGCUUUCCUUUGGUGUGCUCACGCGCCUACCACGAGUCGCCCCUUUCGAAGCAUUGAACUAUAAAGGACACCUUAUACCUCCAGGUACACCAGUGAGUCAAUCAAUAUAUUUUGUCAAUAUGGAUCCUCGGCAUUUUCCGGAACCACACACAUUCAACCCAGACAGAUGGCUGGGUACGGCAGAAGAAAGAAAAGCCCUAGAAUCAAUGCUUGUGUCAUUUUCUAGAGGAAGCCGCCAAUCAGAACUAUUCCUUACCCUCGCUACCUUGGUGCGUCGAUUUGAUCUAAAACUGGUUGACACUACACUCGAUGACGUCGAGCCAUACAGGGACCAUUUCAUCAUUUCCCCAAAAAAUAGGAAUGGGAUAUAA
Messenger RNA from Aspergillus pseudonomiae, 1005 nucleotides. RefSeq names its product cytochrome P450. Gene Ontology annotation, molecular function: oxidoreductase activity, acting on paired donors, with incorporation or reduction of molecular oxygen; heme binding; monooxygenase activity. The transcript is spliced from 6 exons. Bases 1 to 1005 code for a protein of 334 amino acids. The record is from RefSeq and is a predicted model, not a curated record. NCBI's taxonomy places the organism in Eukaryota, Fungi, Ascomycota, Eurotiomycetes, Eurotiales, Aspergillaceae.